Molecule: messenger RNA, 867 nt
Organism: Aricia agestis (brown argus)
Lineage: Eukaryota; Metazoa; Arthropoda; Insecta; Lepidoptera; Lycaenidae
Gene: ATPsynB
Product: ATP synthase subunit b, mitochondrial
Exons: 5
Coding region: 91-822 (243 amino acids)
Biological process (GO): proton motive force-driven ATP synthesis
Molecular function (GO): proton transmembrane transporter activity
Source: RefSeq, a predicted model, not a curated record
UUUUAUAAGUGCAACACAACACAGGCUAAAGUACUUGUUCUGGGGAUUGUCGUAAAAUUUGGAAGUCUGAGGAAUAAAAUAAAAUAAAAUAUGCUAUCACGACUAGCUUUACGUUCACUCUUGGCUCGUCCACCAGCGUGCACAGCUCUGGUGGCUCGUGGCGCAGCUUCAGAUGUGACCAGCACCGACCAGAACCUCCCCAGGCCUGUCAGAGGAGAGCCCGGCAAAGUCCGCCUGGGCUUUGUUCCAGAAGAAUGGUUCCAGUUCUUCCACUCAAAGACUGGUGUGACCGGUCCCUACACAUUCGGUGUGGGUCUCAUUACAUACCUCUGCAGCAAGGAGAUCUAUGUGAUGGAACACGAGUACUACACUGGUCUCUCCAUUUUCGUGAUGGUCUACUAUGCCACUACACGCUUCGGACCCAAACUCGGUGCAUGGUUGGACAAGGAAGUUGAUGCCUACGAGAAGGAGUGGAACCAGGGUCGCGUGGACACCAUCAAGGGUCUAGAAGACGCCAUCGCAGGGGAGAAGAAGGCUCAGUGGAGUGCUGAAGGCCAGGAGCUGCUGAUGGAAGCCAAGAAGGAGAAUGUUCUGCUUCAGCUCGAGGCGGUGUACAGGGAGCGCAUGAUGAAUGCUUACCUUGAGGUCAAGAAACGCCUAGACUACCAGCUGGAGAAGUCUGCCCUGGAGAGACGCAUCGCCCAGAAGAACAUGGUUGACUGGAUAGUGUCCAACGUCACCAAGGCCAUCACCCCGGAUCAGGAGAAGCAGACCCUGGACCGCUGCAUUGCUGACCUCGCCUCGCUCGCCGCUAGGAAGUGAACUGUCUCGUUAAAUUAUAUGUAAAUUAAAAUCGUGAUAUAGUUA